Messenger RNA from Penicillium pulvis, 1467 nucleotides. RefSeq names its product GDP-Man:Man(1)GlcNAc(2)-PP-dolichol alpha-1,3-mannosyltransferase. Gene Ontology annotation, molecular function: alpha-1,3-mannosyltransferase activity; GDP-Man:Man(1)GlcNAc(2)-PP-Dol alpha-1,3-mannosyltransferase activity. The transcript is spliced from 2 exons. NCBI's taxonomy places the organism in Eukaryota, Fungi, Ascomycota, Eurotiomycetes, Eurotiales, Aspergillaceae. The record is from RefSeq and is a predicted model, not a curated record. The coding region runs from base 1 to 1467 and encodes 488 amino acids.
AUGACGGGUCUUGCGCCCUCUAAUGUGGUCAUCGUCCACCCCGAUCUUGGCAUCGGUGGUGCUGAGCGACUUAUCAUUGAUGUGGCACUAGCUCUUCAGAACCGCGGCCACCGCGUGACGAUCUACACAUCCCACCGCGACACGAACCACUGCUUCGACGAAGCUCGCGAUGGCACACUGGAUGUCCGCGUCCGCGGCAACACCAUAUUCCCAGCGCAUGUUUUCGGUCGCCUUCACAUUUUCAUGGCCGCCUUGCGACAACUACAUUUGACUGUGUCGCUUUUGUCAGAACUGGGGUCGAGGGAUACAUUCAACGGUACGACAUCGGACAACAAAACAGCGGAAAAGGACCAAGACCAGGACGAUAUCUUUAUUGUCGACCAACUGCCCGCAUGCGUGCCUUUCCUUAAAACCUUUGGCCGCCCACAAAAGUCCUACCGCCAACGGAUUCUAUUCUAUUGCCAUUUCCCAGAUCAAUUGCUUGCGCGCCGUGACGAAGGUAGCUCCCUUCUUCGACUAGCCAAGCACCUUUACAGAUUUCCAUUCGAUUGGUUUGAGGGUUGGGCUUUGAGCGCGUCGGAUAGAGUUGUUGCAAAUUCAAAGUUCUCGCGUGGGGUUGUGCGCCAGGUCUUUGGGGCGGAUAAGCUGGGAGAUGUCGAGGUUGUUUAUCCGUGCGUUGACACCGACGAGAAAGCUAUCGCACCGGAAGCGAAAUCGGCGGGGCCUCUUUGGGGCGGAAAGAAGAUCUUGCUGAGCAUCAAUCGCUUCGAGCGGAAGAAGGAUAUGGCUCUGGCGAUUCGAGCAUACAAUGGCCUGGGUGCGGAGAAGAGGAAAGGAACUCGGUUGGUAAUUGCUGGCGGUUAUGACAAUCGUGUCCAAGAAAACGUCCAGUACCACCAAGAGCUCGACACCCUUGCAUCUAGCCUCGGACUGCAGACCGCAACCGCGAAGACUGUUGUCUCUGCCCUUUCCAUACCCGAUGAUAUCGAUGUUUUCUUCUUGCUCUCCGUCCCUACAUCUUUUAAAGACACCCUACUAGUACAGUCAAAGCUGCUCCUCUAUACCCCGAUCAAUGAGCACUUUGGCAUUGUGCCCGUCGAGGCGAUGCGUGUCGGACUCCCUGUUCUAGCUUCCAACACUGGCGGUCCAUUGGAAACAAUCGUCGAGGGCGAAACGGGCUGGCUCCGGGACGCACAUGCCGUCGAUGAGUGGACUGCUGUGAUGGACAAAGUUCUAAAUGGACUGAGUUUGCAGCAAGUGGAAAAGAUGGCGGCAGCUGGUAAACUAAGAGCCGAUAGUGAGUUCUCACUCACGGCUAUGGGCGAUCGGCUGGAAGAAGAGAUCUCCACCAUGCUCUCAGCAGAGCGUCGUCCGUUUGAUGGUUGGAUGCAGGUGUGUGUUGGGCUUGCUCUCAUCGUGGCAUUGCUUGCAAACAUCGGCUUGUUUGUGUACCACAUGACUGCUUGA